AUGUCAGUCUCCAACCCGCCUCCUGAGACCGCGGUGGUGGCGGCCGAUCCCACGAAGCCAUUCGAACCUCGUUCCUUGAUAUCUGAGAUUCUCCGCACUCGCCACUGCAUCCCAGGCUCCAUAUUGCUCGUGGAGGGCAUUGAAGCGCAUGUUCCUGUUUCAAAGCGCUAUCGCACAGUCCGCCUGCUUCUAGGCGACGGGGACCUAUGUAUCCAGACACUGCUCCGGACAGAAAUGCACCGAUUUGUAGACACUGGUCGGAUAUUUGUGGGAUGCUACGUACGACUGAGCAGAUUUGAUGUACAGUCCGUCGAGUUGAAACCAGAUGAUGGUGAUGGCACGAAUGGCCCGGGGGAAAUGGUUUAUCUAGUCGUGAAGGACAUGGUUACUGUAGGAUGGAACACAGCAUAUAUGCAGAUGGCUGGUACGACAGGACAAGAGCGAUCGCAUGCCUCUGAAGCCGCAUCGACAGGCGACAAAACCAGCUUGGGAAUUGGUCGACCAAAUCACGGUGUGCCAGCCACUUAUCCACGCGUCGAUGCACCGAAGCCAUCAAUUGCAAAGCAGACCGAGGACCCCGGCUCCGACGAGGAAGACGCCUUUGAGAGCCGUCAGGUAUCUGAGCAAACAGUCAAAGAGCGCCGCCAGGAAGCAGAGCUCCUCCGCCAGCAGCCCAGCUAUAGCAGCGCGCUCCCCUGGGCUUCUGGCAACCUCAGCAAGCCCUUGAAACUCACACCACUAAAGUCCAUCCCUCAUCUGCCCUACAAGCAGAACUGGGCCGUCAACAUUCUGGCCGUGGUCACGUGGCUGUCGGACGUGGAACCGGCACUCCUGCCGGGCUACGUGGGUAAACAGCGGACGGCGAGGCUAGCCGAUCCGUCGACAGACAAGCAGGUACUGCUAACCGUGUUCCUGGACCCGGACGAGUUCGCUCCAGCCGUCGGCGGUGUGGUGCUGCUGCUCGGUGUCAAGAACCAUAGAUUUGAUGGCGGCAGCCUAAAGAAGUACGGAAACGAGAGGCUGAGGGCGGGGAUGAGCUGGUGGUUUGAGGACCCGGCCGAUAUCGAUUGGUGUGAUGUGGAGGGCUUGAAGAAUUGGUGGAGUGGGAAACAGGUAAAUGCCUCCUGA
Molecule: messenger RNA, 1128 nt
Organism: Diaporthe amygdali
Lineage: Eukaryota; Fungi; Ascomycota; Sordariomycetes; Diaporthales; Diaporthaceae
Exons: 1
Coding region: 1-1128 (375 amino acids)
Source: RefSeq, a predicted model, not a curated record